AUGGCCCCAGUGCAGCUGGAGAACCACCAGCUGAUCCCUCCUGGCGGCGGCGGUGGCGGCGGCGGCGGCGGCGGCGGCGGUGGCGGCGGCGGCAGCGGCUCUGCGUCCGCCCCGGUUCCCCUGCCUCCGGGAGCCGCCGUGGCGGCGGCAGCGGCCGCCGCAGCCAGCCCUGGUUACCGGCUUAGCACGCUCAUCGAAUUUCUGCUGCACCGGGCCUACUCGGAGCUUAUGGUAUUGACGGACCUAUUGCCAAGGAAAUCUGAUGUGGAAAGGAAAAUAGAAAUUGUACAGUUUGCUAGCCGCACACGCCAACUCUUUGUUCGAUUAUUGGCUUUAGUAAAAUGGGCGAACGAUGCUGGCAAAGUAGAAAAAUGUGCGAUGAUCUCAAGCUUUUUGGAUCAGCAAGCCAUCUUAUUUGUGGACACUGCCGAUCGCCUGGCCUCCUUAGCUAGAGAUGCCCUGGUCCAUGCACGCCUGCCUAGCUUUGCUAUCCCAUAUGCCAUUGAUGUACUGACUACUGGCUCUUAUCCACGUCUUCCAACCUGCAUCCGAGAUAAAAUUAUUCCUCCAGAUCCAAUUACCAAAAUCGAGAAACAAGCUACACUUCAUCAGCUUAAUCAGAUUCUUAGACAUAGGCUUGUAACGACAGAUCUUCCUCCACAGCUAGCAAAUCUUACAGUGGUAAAUGGCCGUGUGAAGUUUCGAGUUGAAGGAGAAUUUGAAGCAACCUUGACAGUGAUGGGCGAUGACCCAGAAGUUCCGUGGCGCCUUCUCAAGCUAGAAAUUUUAGUUGAGGAUAAGGAAACAGGAGAUGGGCGAGCUUUGGUUCAUAGCAUACAGAUCGACUUUAUCCAUCAACUGGUGCAGUCUAGGCUCUUUGCUGAUGAGAAACCUCUUCAGGACAUGUACAACUGCCUACAUUGUUUCUGCUUAUCCCUUCAAUUAGAAGUGUUGCAUUCCCAGACUCUAAUGUUAAUCCGAGAGAGGUGGGGAGAUCUUGUACAGGUGGAAAGAUACCAUGCUGGAAAGUGCCUCUCUCUUUCAGUUUGGAAUCAACAGGUUCUAGGGAGAAAAACGGGCACAGCAUCGGUUCACAAAGUUACAAUUAAAAUCGAUGAGAACGAUGUCUCCAAGCCUUUACAGAUCUUUCAUGAUCCUCCUUUGCCAGCUUCUGAUUCUAAAUUAGUAGAAAGAGCCAUGAAGAUUGACCACUUAUCAAUAGAAAAGCUCCUGAUUGACAGUGUACAUGCAAGAGCCAACCAGAAGCUGCAGGAACUGAAGGCCAUUCUUAGAAGCUUCAAUGCUAAUGAAAACUCUUCCAUAGAAACUGCACUUCCAGCUCUUGUUGUUCCCAUCUUGGAGCCCUGUGGUAAUUCAGAGUGCCUGCACAUUUUUGUAGAUUUGCAUUCUGGGAUGUUCCAAUUGAUGCUUUAUGGACUUGACCAGGCCACUCUGGAGGACAUGGAAAAAUGUGUGAAUGAUGACAUGAAGCGGAUCAUCCCGUGGAUUCAGCAACUUAAGUUUUGGCUUGGACAACAGCGUUGCAAACAAUCUAUAAAACAUCUGCCUACAAUAACCACUGAAACAUUGCAGCUUUCCAACUAUUCAACGCAUCCCAUUGGAAACCUUUCUAAGAAUAAGCUGUUUAUUAAACUCACCCGUCUUCCACAAUACUACAUUGUGGUGGAAAUGCUUGAGGUCCCCAACAAGCCUACACAGCUAUCGUACAAGUAUUACUUCAUGUCUGUGAGUGCUGCAGACCGUGAGGACAGCCCUGUCAUGGCACUACUGCUACAGCAAUUCAAGGACAAUAUCCAGGACUUGAUUUCCUAUACAAAAACUGGCAAACAGAACAGAACUGGUACCAAGCACAAGUUGUCUGAUGACCCAUGUCCGGUAGAAUGCAAGAAAGCCAAACGAUUAGGAGAAAUGUGUGCCUUCAAUAAAGUUCUAGCUCACUUUGUUGCUAUGUGUGACACCAACAUGCCAUUUGUAGGACUUCGAUUGGAGUUGUCCAACCUGGAGAUUCCACAUCAGGGAGUGCAAGUGGAAGGUGAUGGCUUCAGCCAUGCAAUUCGCUUAUUAAAAAUUCCUCCCUGUAAGGGAAUAAGCGAGGAAACCCAAAAGGCCCUGGACCGCUCUCUUCUUGAUUGCACUUUCCGAUUACAAGGUAGAAAUAACCGCACGUGGGUGGCAGAGUUAGUGUUUGCAAAUUGUCCACUUAAUGGCACUUCAACCAGGGAGCAAGGACCUUCCCGACAUGUUUACUUGACAUAUGAAAAUCUGUUGUCUGAACCUGUUGGUGGUAGAAAAGUAGUUGAAAUGUUUCUUAAUGACUGGAGUAGCAUUGCCCGAUUAUAUGAGUGUGUGUUGGAAUUUGCACGUUCUCUACCAGAUAUACCUGCUCAUCUGAAUAUUUUCUCAGAAGUUCGUGUCUAUAAUUACCGAAAACUUAUCUUGUGUUAUGGAACCACCAAAGGAAGUUCAAUUAGUAUCCAGUGGAAUUCCAUUCAUCAGAAAUUUCACAUUUCUUUGGGGACAGUUGGCCCAAACUCAGGUUGCAGUAACUGUCACAAUACCAUUCUCCAUCAACUUCAAGAAAUGUUUAACAAAACACCAAAUGUGGUUCAGUUAUUACAGGUUUUGUUUGAUACUCAGUCACCGUUAAAUGCCAUCAACAAACUCCCUACUGUGCCAAUGUUGGGCUUGACCCAGAGAACGAACACCGCCUACCAGUGCUUCUCCAUACUUCCGCAGUCGUCCACCCACAUCAGACUGGCCUUCAGGAACAUGUACUGCAUUGACAUAUACUGCCGGAGCCGAGGCGUUGUGGCGAUACGGGACGGGGCCUAUAGUCUUUUUGAUAACAGCAAGUUAGUGGAAGGCUUUUAUCCUGCACCAGGAUUAAAGACUUUCCUGAACAUGUUUGUGGACAGCAAUCAAGAUGCUCGGAGAAGAUCUGUAAAUGAGGAUGAUAACCCCCCUUCUCCCAUAGGAGGCGAUAUGAUGGACUCUUUAAUAUCACAGCUCCAGCCACCUCAGCAACAGCCAUUUCCAAAGCAGCCAGGGACAUCGGGCGCUUACCCUCUUACUUCACCCCCUGCGUCCUAUCACAGCACAGUUAAUCAGUCCCCUUCUGUGAUGCACACACAGUCGCCAGGAAAUCUGCAUGCCGCCAGCUCCCCCAGUGGGGCUUUGAGAGCCCCAUCACCGGCGUCAUUUGUUCCAACUCCUCCCCCAUCCUCGCAUGGAAUCUCAAUAGGACCAGGGGCCAGUUUUGCUAGUCCACAUGGAACCCUUGACCCUAGUUCUCCGUACACUAUGGUGUCACCAAGUGGACGAGCAGGAAACUGGCCUGGGUCUCCUCAAGUGUCUGGACCCUCACCAGCAACCCGUUUGCCUGGAAUGUCACCAGCCAACCCAUCUCUCCAUUCUCCUGUUCCAGAUGCUUCUCAUUCCCCUAGAGCUGGCACAAGUUCCCAGACAAUGCCAACCAACAUGCCUCCACCUCGAAAACUACCUCAGCGCUCCUGGGCAGCAUCCAUCCCCACCAUCCUCACUCACAGUGCCUUGAACAUCUUACUGCUGCCCUCUCCAACGCCAGGCCUUGUGCCUGGCCUGGCAGGUAGUUACCUUUGUUCCCCACUUGAGAGAUUCCUUGGAUCUGUCAUCAUGAGGCGACACCUUCAACGAAUUAUCCAACAGGAAACGUUGCAGCUGAUCAAUUCGAAUGAACCUGGCGUAAUCAUGUUCAAGACAGAUGCCCUGAAAUGCAGAGUAGCUCUUAGUCCCAAAACCAACCAGACCCUUCAGCUAAAAGUGACACCUGAAAAUGCAGGACAGUGGAAACCUGAUGAGCUUCAAGUUUUGGAGAAAUUCUUCGAAACAAGAGUUGCAGGACCACCAUUUAAAGCCAACACGCUCAUAGCCUUCACCAAGCUGUUGGGAGCUCCAACACACAUCCUCCGUGACUGUGUGCAUAUUAUGAAGUUGGAAUUGUUCCCAGACCAAGCAACACAGCUAAAAUGGAACGUUCAGUUUUGCCUCACCAUCCCCCCCAGCGCACCACCAAUUGCACCUCCUGGGACACCAGCUGUGGUGUUGAAAUCUAAAAUGCUAUUUUUUCUUCAACUGACUCAGAAAACAUCAGUCCCUCCCCAAGAACCUGUUAGUAUAAUAGUUCCAAUCAUUUAUGACAUGGCUUCAGGCACCACGCAGCAGGCAGACAUUCCCAGACAGCAGAACUCUUCUGUUGCUGCGCCCAUGAUGGUCAGCAACAUUCUGAAGAGGUUUGCAGAGAUGAACCCGCCGCGACAAGGUGAAUGCACAAUAUUUGCAGCUGUUCGUGAUUUAAUGGCUAAUCUUACACUGCCCCCUGGUGGGCGUCCAUAGACACUAUUGUUUUUAAACCAGGAAAGCUGACAAAUGAAACAAACAACACACACACACAAAAAGGCUGAAUCCAGCCAUCACUUUUAAAAAGGAAAAGGACUUUUUUUUUUUUUUAAUUUUAAUCUUAAGAGCUAAAUAUUCUAAUCUGGGAAAAAUUUUCAGGGUGCACUUCUUUCAUCAAAAAGACCAUCAAUCUUUUGUAUAGUGAACUUGUAUAGUAUGUUUAAAAUGCGACACAUUUCAAAGUAGGUAACAGAUCAGUCUCCAUUUGCCGGUCAUAGACUUACUAUUCUGUUUUAUACUAUAAAGUAAUGAAAAUGCCAAAAUUGUUUAUUUAAUUGUUUUCUUAUGUUUUGGGUGUAAUAGUCUUUUUUAUUUUUUAUUUUUAUUUUUUUUUUAAGGCAGGCCUGUCAUUUUUGAAUACUGUAAAACUGUGACAAACUUUAUAUUGAAGCUGUAUUUUAAUAUGACUGCUUUGAAUCCUUACACAGAAAUGUUUUGGGAGCUGUUAAACAUAUCCCAAAAAAAAGCAAUAAAACUAGGAUAUAAAAGCUACACUCACUUGUGUGUGUAUAAGCCCUCUAAGAGUUCUUAGGGCCUCCCUUCAUCUUAACCUGGUGGGGCCAGUCAGUUUUUUAAUUACAUAUGUCUGAAAAUUGACCAAAAACAUUUCUGUUUUAAGGUUAAGGUAGUUUCUUCAGACAUUCCUAAUAUGACUGGUGAUAGCAUUUAGCACCUCAGUUGUUUUUUAGUAUAGGAUCUGGGAAGAACUUUGUCUUUUGAAAAAGAGACAGUGAUAUAUAAUGAUCAAGGAUUCCAAAUAAUGCAAUUAUGCUCAUAUGUGAGGAAAUGGGAACUUGUUUUUGCUAGGAAAAUGUCAUUUAAAGGAUACUUCUGCACACAGCAUUAACUAGGAAACAAAAAAUUUGAAUGCUCUAGCUUGCAUGAAGUUUUGGUGACAUUUCUUUAUCUUAUUUUUUACGUCUUGCCUUCCCCAGCAUAAAUUGGGCUUGUUCUAAACAAUCUCAAUUUAAUCAUUGUCAGCAAAACAGUAGGAUGUUUUGCUUGACUAAUCCUCUCAUUUGAGAAGUCCCACAGUGCAGGGUCUGGCCAGAGUCCAGUGGUAUUUCUGGCACUGGUACCUCUCCAUAGGAUUUCUUUCUAGAGUACGGCACUGUCUCUUGCAGCCAGUCAGGGACUGUUCAAGCUUUUUAAAUAUAAUCUGGCUCAAAUGUCUUCUGAUGACUUGAUGUUAUCUGGAGCAGUCUUUUUGUUUUGUUUUGUUUUGUGUGUGUUUUUUUUUAAAUGAUAAUAAUGUUGAGCUAUUUAGACAAUGUAAUAAUGGUUCUCGAAAUUUUAGAUGUUUGAUUCCAUUUUAAGAUGAUUAAUUGAGCUUCUAUACCUAUAACCACCAGACUCUGUUUGAUUCCAUUUUAAGAUGACUAAUUGAGCUUCUAUAACUAUAACCACCAGACUCUGGUUGUAAGCAUCUUACUGCAACUAUAUCACCUGUUCUCAACUUUCCUUUAGUUUCCCUUUCCAGUCAGAGUUGAGGCCUUCCUUGUCUUCUGUGUCUCAUUUCUGCCUUCAUCUCCUGCUUUUUCACCCAACUCUGCCACUAUUCCAGAGUAGGUGACUAAACUUUUAUUCUUCCUUAGCUUAACCUUUUUCUUCUUCUGUUUUCAGUCCUCUUCACAGUGGUAAUCACAUGGGUUUGGCAAUCUAAGAUGUCUUGGGUCAGGAGUCAGCCCUUUUCUAUUUGGAGCUGAAUCCUUAUCUUUCAUGUAGAAAUCUACAUGUAUAUACAAGAAAUGUAUUUUUAUCUGCAGGAUGAUAUUGUUUCAAAUAAUUUUAUUAAUAGAAUUAACUUUUCAGGUAUUUUCUCUUUUAAGUGUGUUUUUGAAAUGUUAAUUGCAUUUUUAUACAUGAUGCAUUCAAUGGCUUUUUCCUAAUUAUUACUCACCUUUGAAUGCAUUGUGUAAAUCAAGUAAGAUAGGAUUCAAUGAAAGGAAUUUGAUUUUGAUGCUUAUUAAGAGUAAACCAAUGAAUUUGAAUUUUAUAUCAUGCUUGGUACUUGGAAUUGAUAUAUACUUUAUUAAAGCUUGGAAAUAUUUAGCAUUUGAAUCGUAACUUUCAUCACAAAUCAUGUCAUUUGCCUCUUUUGUUAACCAGGUUCAAUCAAAGAAACUGGAUGCCAUAGUGAUUUUUCUCUAGUAGGUGAUUUGGAACUUGAUUUUAAGGUGUUUUCAAUGUGAUUUUAGUAUUUACAGUAAUAAAUAAAAUUUAUACAAGUUUCAGAGAA
Messenger RNA from Meriones unguiculatus (Mongolian gerbil), 6694 nucleotides. RefSeq names its product mediator complex subunit 14 (gene Med14). The coding region runs from base 1 to 4392 and encodes 1463 amino acids. Gene Ontology annotation, cellular component: mediator complex; core mediator complex. The record is from RefSeq and is a predicted model, not a curated record. Gene Ontology annotation, molecular function: transcription coregulator activity. Lineage: Eukaryota; Metazoa; Chordata; Mammalia; Rodentia; Muridae. The transcript has 31 exons. Gene Ontology annotation, biological process: regulation of transcription by RNA polymerase II.